GCUCGCAAAAAGCUUGAAUCUUCAUCUGCAGAAAAUAAGAUCAGUUUUGAAGCAAUUGACACGGCUUUAUUUAGUGUAGCAUUGGAUGACUAUCCUACUGAUACAAAUAUAGAUGUUUCUAAUCAUAAUUGCAUUCAUGCAUAA
Racocetra persica is the source of this 144-nucleotide messenger RNA. The record is from the annotation of a GenBank genome assembly. NCBI's taxonomy places the organism in Eukaryota, Fungi, Glomeromycota, Glomeromycetes, Diversisporales, Gigasporaceae.